AUGGAUAUCAAGUUAUUACUGCUAUUUAUGGUUAUGCUGAGCACAGUCCACCAAGGUCCUGCUGCUUAUCGGGACCUCAUGUGCGUGGAGCCCGACCCUGGAUAUAUGAAAAGAUUUUAUCAUUACGUCACAGCCAAUGGAAUCAAGAAGGAAUGCUCAGCGCCAGUUGAUAUAUUCUUGCGAAUUGGACACGAGGUGUUCUAUACACUGAUGUGUGUGUUUCUGACCCUGUUUUUGGGAUAUGUGCCGUCACUAGGAAACAAAGCCAAACAGGCCUUGUCGGCCAUACUUUCAAAGUUCAAGGAAUGGAGAACUCGUCCUUCACGUUGUCCUCACUGCGGAACUGUUCCAUGUCAGAUCAAACGAAGAUCUUUGUGGAAGCCCUCCGGAUCUCGGAAGAAGGACAAAGGCAAUUUCGCCGAACGGGCAAAAGCAAUGGAAUUGUUCAACUAUGGACUUGAGUUAUCCGUGGUGUUGACCAAGGAGCUGCCCCGGGAUGACCUCUACUGGCGGAGGAAAUUCUGUCACCAGUUUGAAGAGAAGCACAUGGUUCUGUUUCCUCUUUGUAUCCAGCGCCAGAUCAACUAUUGGUACCCAGUUCCUCGCUAG
This is a messenger RNA of Ylistrum balloti, 609 nucleotides long. RefSeq lists its product as uncharacterized. Lineage: Eukaryota; Metazoa; Mollusca; Bivalvia; Pectinida; Pectinidae. The record is from RefSeq and is a predicted model, not a curated record. Bases 1 to 609 code for a protein of 202 amino acids. The transcript is spliced from 4 exons.